CGCUUACUCGCGUACAGCCCGGGUGGUCCUGGACAGCCCACACCACCGCCUCCCUCUCCACCGCAUAGGACAUGCUGCUCUGCCCACCAGCACGCGCAACGUCGCGAACAUCGCUCGAACAGCUCGCAAUCAAAACAACCAGCCUCGACGCCGACGAAUUCAGCAGCAGCGACGACGAGGCCGACGACACCAGCCCGCCCAAGCGAAAGAGCCUAACCAAACGGAUCGACACUGACCACCCAGGCUCGCGGUCAGCGCGGCUCGCACGCCGGCUCCCGAGCGUGGCCGAAGGGAGCCAAUCGCUCAAGCUGCCGCGCCGGUCGCUAGCCGCCACCGACCCUUCCUCUUUCACGACGGCAGACCGCUCCUCGCCCGACGUCUCGGCCGAUCCACAGAUGCCACCAUCUCCGGCCGACCCUCGCAAGCAGAUGAAGCGCGUGGCGGAGGCGGCGGCCAACGGGACGAGCUUGGCAGAGCCCGUGCUUGGCACGGCCUGGACAGAGCCUGAGAUUGCUCAGUGUGCUCAGUGGACUGAGCCUGUGGGCUGGGCCCAUGAGCCCUUCGCUCCAGGCUGGGCCUUCACCGGCAGUUGGACGGGUGGGGCAGUCCCGCCGAUGAUGGUGUGUCCUCAGCCCUCGGUGCUAGUGCGGAUGCCUGUGCAGAUGGGGCUGCAGAUGGCGCCGAUGCAGAUGGCGCCGCCAACGUGCUACGAGUAUUCGAUGCAGUACGUGCAGCAGGUGCCGCCGCAGCCCGUGGCGCCGCCGAUGCACUACGAGUACCCGAUGCACGCCUUCAGCCCGGCGGGCCAGCCGGUGGGGUGGCCGCCGAUACCGCAGCAGAUGGCGCCGCAACCGCAGCCGCCAGGCAGCAGCGUCCCCUGGGGCUCCCUCGUCGCCACCGCGUUGGACGCAAAGGGGUCGAGGGCGCUGCAGCGCCUGCUCCCGACGCUGCGGGACGAGGAGCUCUCCGCCGCAGCCGGCGAGCUGGCGCCGCACCUCUGCUCCCUCGCCCAGCACGCGUUCGGCAACUACCUCGUCUCCAAGCUCGCGUCGCUCCCGCUCCUCCGCCCCGCCCUCGCGGCCGCCUUCCGCGGCCACAUGGCGAGCCUCCUCUGCCACGCGCAGGGCUCGCGCGUCGUGCAGGCCUUCCUUGCCGCCGCGGCGCCGGCCGACGCGGAGGCGCUGGUGUCGGAGCUCGACGGGCGCGUCGUCGAGUGCGCGCUCGACACUUACGGCUCGUGGGGCGUCUGCGUCGCAUACAGCGCCACGCGCGCCCCGUUCGUGCUGCGGCAGCUCUCUGCGGCCGUCGUGCGGCUGUCUCUCGAGCAGCACGGCUCCCGGGUGGUGCAGUACGUCCUCAAGGAGGCGGGCAACGCGGGCAUCGACUGCUCGGCGGCGGUCGACCGCGUCCUCGGCGGCGGGCUCGAGGAGCUCGCCCUCCACCGCUUCGCAAACUACGCCGUCCAGGUGGCGCUGCGGCAGUGCGGCGCCGGCCAGCGCGACGCGAUGCUCGGCGCGCUGCUGCCUCGGCUGCUGCCGCUCUCGGCGAGCAAGCACGGCUCAAACGUCGCCGAGGUGGUGCUCUCGCUCGCCUCCCCCGACCAGCUCGACGCCGCGGCGGAGCCCAUCUUUGGCGGCGGCGACGAGGCGCCCGCGGCUCUGCGGCGGCUGCUGCAGCACCAGUUCGGGAACUACGUGCUGCAGACGCUGCUGCGCCGGCUCGCCGACGGGCCACGCCGCGCCGCCGCGUUCGCAAAGGUGCGCGAGGCGACCUCCGCCGAAAACUACGGCCGUUCGGUCCUCUCGCGGCUCGGCGAGGUUGAGGUGGCGUGAGGGUGCCAUCAAGGAGGGGCUGAGAGGCUGUGGGACCCUGAUCUACCUAGUACCCUUCGAAGUACCCUUGGGGCGCAUGGUCUUUCCUCCCCCCUCCGCCCCUCUGGCGGCCCAGACACGCGACGCGCCUUAGACCGCGCGCGGAGAGAGGGUCUGUGGCUUGGCUUUCGUGAUGCACUUUACGAUGCCGCCGUUUUCGGUGCUGAAGCUAGAGCUGUGAGUGGUGUGUCUGUGGACUGUGGUGUGUCACCUGCGAUGCCCAGAUGACGUCAGCGACCCAGGUGACGCGUCCGGGUCUUGAGUUGUUUAUGGACUAUAUGCCC
Molecule: messenger RNA, 2155 nt
Organism: Emiliania huxleyi CCMP1516
Lineage: Eukaryota; Haptophyta; Isochrysidales; Noelaerhabdaceae
Exons: 1
Coding region: 72-1832 (586 amino acids)
Biological process (GO): post-transcriptional regulation of gene expression
Cellular component (GO): cytoplasm
Molecular function (GO): mRNA binding
Source: RefSeq, a predicted model, not a curated record